AUGGCGGUGUCUAACAACAACAGGCGAGGCUGUUGGGAUGUACCAAAUGUUUAUAAACAUCAUGAACAGCGUAAAGUAUGCAUUUCAAGACCUAAGUAUAGAGAGGGGAGGGAAGCGAAAGCUGUUAAGGUGUACACCAUUAAUUUAGAGUCACGUUACCUGAUGGUCCAAGGGGUCCCAGCUAUCGGAGUGAUGACAGAGUUGAUCCAACUGUGUGCCCUGUACGGAGCUGUGGACGAGUACAGGCCCCUGGAUGAGUACCCUGCUGAGGAGUUCACAGAGGUCUACCUAGUCAAAUUCCAGAAACUCACAAGUGCCAGAGCAGCCAAAAGACACAUGGAUGAGAAGAGUUUCUACGGUGGUGUGCUGCAUGUGUGCUAUGUCCCAGAAUAUGAGACUGUAGAGGACACCAGGCUGAAGCUGCAGGACAGGAGGAGAUAUGUCGCCAGGGCUGUUCAGAAUAAAGCAAGAGAAAGGGAACAGAAGGAGGCCGUAAACAAGGAGCCGACGUCAUCAGACGUUGCCACCACAUCAGAGACGGUCGUCACCAGACAUGAUAAAACAUCUAACCGUGAUACUACAGAGAAGACCUCAAACAUCAGCCACGAUUCAGGCUUUCCUCUACUGCCAUUACCUCCUCGGGAAUAUCAUUACUACGGACAUAAGUAUCCACAUAGGACUCUACCAACAGAGGACAAAAUGGGGACAUUAUAUGAUGCAACCAUUGACAUAAAACAGCAGCAGGGACAGAGUUCAAGCUCCAGCCAAACCUCUUUAAACAAAGAUAGGACCACAGAACACAGACUGACCUCAAGUCAGUCUUCUGCAGAAGUCCGAUUUGUCCCAAGGACUACACACCUGGAGAACAGGAAACGCAGGAUGGAGGAGGCUGCAGAGCUCUCACUGACUGAUGUUACUAUAAACAAUGAGCCACUUAUUGGGCCAAAGCUACCAGAACCUCCUAAACUUGACAUGGAGGAUGUGUCACUGAACACAACUGUAAGCCUGAUCAGGAGCGCAAUGAAGAAGGUGGAAUCCGUUCCUGACCUCAAACCAGUGGAGAAAAAGAUUAAACCACGCAGACGGAUUUGAUCAAGCGACCUGCCUUGAUGUUCCAAUUUAUGCCAAGAUAACUGCUACUCCUUUGGAAAAUGACCAAACAGUUUAUCUCAGCAGCUUGUUUUUAUUUACAAAUUUUGCUUCUCGUUGCAAACUGCUAUCAACAUUUUUUUUAUUAAAGACUGUAUUCCUGGAAAUGCAAA
This is a messenger RNA of Plectropomus leopardus (leopard coralgrouper), 1262 nucleotides long. RefSeq names its product RNA binding motif protein 48 (gene rbm48). Lineage: Eukaryota; Metazoa; Chordata; Actinopteri; Perciformes; Serranidae. Gene Ontology annotation, cellular component: nucleoplasm. The record is from RefSeq and is a predicted model, not a curated record. Gene Ontology annotation, molecular function: nucleic acid binding.